Physeter macrocephalus (sperm whale) is the source of this 948-nucleotide messenger RNA. It is a transcript of the gene PRKCSH, whose product is annotated as PRKCSH beta subunit of glucosidase II. Gene Ontology annotation, biological process: liver development; N-glycan processing. The coding region runs from base 29 to 550 and encodes 173 amino acids. The transcript is spliced from 7 exons. Lineage: Eukaryota; Metazoa; Chordata; Mammalia; Artiodactyla; Physeteridae. The record is from RefSeq and is a predicted model, not a curated record. Gene Ontology annotation, cellular component: glucosidase II complex.
GACAGCCAGCCCCACAGAGGAGGACAAAAUGCCACCCUACGAUGAGCAGACACAGGCCUUCAUCAAUGCUGCCCAGGAGGCCCGCAACAAGUUUGAAGAGGCCGAGCGGUCCCUGAAGGACGUGGAGGAGUCCAUCAGGAACCUGGAGCAGGAGAUUUCCUUUGAUUUUGGUCCCCACGGCGAGUUUGCCUACCUGUACAGCCAGUGCUACGAGCUCACCACCAAUGAGUACGUCUACCGGCUCUGCCCCUUCAAGCUCGUCUCGCAGAAACCCAAACUCGGUGGCUCCCCCACCAGCCUCGGCACCUGGGGCUCGUGGGCCGGCCCCGACCACGACAAGUUCAGCGCCAUGAAGUAUGAGCAGGGCACGGGCUGCUGGCAGGGUCCCAACCGCUCCACCACUGUGCGCCUGCUGUGUGGGAAGGAGACAGUGGUGACUAGCACCACGGAGCCCAGCCGCUGCGAGUACCUCAUGGAGCUGAUGACACCGGCCGCCUGCCCAGAGCCACCACCGGAACCGCCCGCCGCGGGCAACCACGAUGAGCUCUAGCCCUGCCCUGCCCCGCCCGGCCCGGCCCGGCCCAGAGGUGGGUGGGGAGCCCCAGAACCUCAAGACGUGGAACCAGCCCCCAGCGGUGCUGCCCACCUGCCCCUCAGUCUGUAGACCAAGGCUUGCCCCUCUGGGUCUCCUUGCCCUCCCCAGCGGGCAGGAACCGGGUGGGGCUCCAUGCCCCGCUCUGGGGGCAGGCGGGGCAGAGCCAAGGUCCCCACAGGUGGAAUAAAGGAGCCUGCCCUCCCUGGGCCCCCCGCCCUGGUGGCCCCACCCCACCCCACCCUGUCCCCCACCCAGGGCAUCUGCCUCCCCUCCUGGUGCGGAAGAGUGACUUGACCUGUGACCUCCAAACAAUAAACGUGAUCUCCCCAACUCAUCUGUCUGUCUUUGCUCGG